This is a messenger RNA of Batrachochytrium dendrobatidis JAM81, 237 nucleotides long. RefSeq lists its product as uncharacterized. The transcript has a single exon. NCBI's taxonomy places the organism in Eukaryota, Fungi, Chytridiomycota, Chytridiomycetes, Rhizophydiales. The record is from RefSeq and is a predicted model, not a curated record. Bases 1 to 237 code for a protein of 78 amino acids.
AUGGAUCAAGUCGAGAUCAACUACAACGCAUGGGACUCGCUUGCUGCACUUGGAACAAAUGGGACUGUUGGAUCCAGUCCACUCAUCAUCAAAUCCAAGAAUGAUGUUGGCUCAAACCCAACAAUCACUGGUUCAUACAAUCCUUUCAAGAAAACUAUCCAGAUCAAUGGUAUCAAUGUUUCUACAAAUCAUCUCAAAAGACCUGAUCAACUUGACAAACUCACAUACUUGGUUUGA